CUGACUACAAUGGACUCUGGGGAGAGCGAGAGGUUGUCCAUGCUCCUAUCGGAAUACCUGGAAAGGACAUACACCGGAAGGAGGGAGGAGGUAGCAAAUAUACGCAGGGCGCUCGUCUUAUAUGAAUGCUUAAACAAUGCGGACAAAAACUCAAUUCACGCCAUUCAAGGGGGAAGCUUUGCGGAGGGACUUUGUCUGAUGGGGUCGGAUCUGGAUGAAAUGAUUGUAGAUACACGCGUGGUAGUCAUGUACGAUGAUCAGCCUAUCCCCGACAGCAUUCCACUCAAAACAGUACUGUUCAUUAGAGAAGCGGAGAACUGCCGCCCUGGCUAUGUCAGGUUAGAACUCGGCCAGUUAGGAGAGUACUGCGACGAGAUUCUAUUUCUCUCACUAGUGACAGUUGGGAAUUCCCUAUUUCUUUCCAGCGAUUUCUAUCGAGAACAGGGUAUUAGUUCGACAAGAGAAAUGAGUGGCUGGAUUCUAGAAUCCAAUGGGCCCAGCUGUUCAUCAUCAUCGAUUUCACAGGACACUGACAGCGUUCAUUGUUUCCAUUGUAACUGUUGGCCGAAGGAGGCUAACGAAUGGAUUACACGUAAACGUAUGUACGGCUGGCCUCCUCAAGCCUUGAGGGACAAAAUAGUCGAAAGUGGAUGUCACCUUGUCCCCGUCGGCGACAAAUGUUCACCAUCCACAUUAUUACAAUGGAGAAUUUCAUUUUCAGUAGCAGAAAUAUCUUUGAUUCACUCCUUCUCUCACAUCCAACUCAAAGUGUACACGCUGCUGAAAUAUUUCUUAAAACAAAUAAAGGAGACAUUGAAAGAAACCGUUGGGGAUGAUGACAUCUUGUGCUCCUACUUCCUAAAAACAAUCCUGUUUCAUGCAAUAGAGAAUUCCAGCCAAAUGUUCUGGCAAGACAAGAACUUAUUCUACUGCUUUUGGUUUUGCUUCAACAUUCUAAUUGGGUGGGUCAGGGCGAGAUUCUGUCCCAAUUACUUCAUCCCAAACAACAACUUGUUCCAGAGGAAAGUACACGGGCGGCAUCAACAGAUACUGCUGGGGAUUUUGAACAGCUGUUAUCAGAUGAAAUGGAUUUGCCUCUCGGUGGGAAACUUCUUCGAACCUUCCAUAUGGGAGGAUUUGAGUAACCCAUCAACACAAGCGAAGCUUAAACGUCCUUUAUCAGUACAGGAAGUUGCUCUCAACCAGGACACGAUAACGGUUUUCAACUUACGAUCCGUAAUUGUAGGACCUAGUGCUAUCCGGACCAUUAGCAAGGCGUUUCAGUUAUUACCAACAUCACAGUCGGACUUUGAUGAAAUUUACAUACAUCACUACGUAACUAUGUCCCUACAAAAGCUGGCAACGACACAAGUUUACCCGUGUCACACACGUACCACAGGCAACAAGACCAGGUACCACAGCCUCAGAAAAUGUAAACACUGGAUGUCUCCCAGUGCUUUAAUGGGCACAGAAGUCUUGCAUUUGGCAACUUUUCAUUUCCUGACCGGAAAUUUCAGGAAAUCUCUGGAGGAGUGCAAGCAAGUUAUGAGACUUGCCUCUUAUUACACAUCUAACCUGCUACACAACACAAAGAAGAGGUUUCAUCCAGAACAGGUAGCAAUCCAUCAACAGCAGUACCGACAACCCGGACAAGCUUCAGACAGACUGCAGAAACUCUACACAGGUCUCAUCAUGUUUUACUGCAACAAAUUUCACCUUCCUCAUCUGGGUCUUGAAAUGUCAGAAGCAUACUCCCCCUUACAGUGCCUAAUUAUCCCUCCACUACCCUAUACUCUGUUUCUGAACUUCCUGUGCUGCCACGAGCUAGGAGACACCAGAGGACGCAGUACAGCAUUACACCACCUGAUGAAGAUCCAGUAUCACGAGGAACAGGGAGGACACAAGUUCUGGAUCGUUCACACACUCCUGGGGAUCUGUUAUCAAACACUUGGGGACUAUCACAGGGCCAUUGAGGCUUACUCUGAGUCAGCACAAUCAAAGACUGAUUUCCACGAGUGGAAUCCUGCCAUUGACAGGAUAGCCAUAGUGCUUCUGUGUAUGUACGUCUCAUAGAGGUCUGACAGGGGAUAGCUGUGAUGUAUCUAUGUAUGUACGUCUCAUAGAGGUCUGACAGAGGAUAGCUGUGGUGUAUCUAUGUAUGUACGUCUCAUAGAGGUCUGACAGGGGAUAGCUGUGAUGUAUCUAUGUAUGUCUGAUAGAGGUCUGACAGGGGAUAGCUGUGGUGAAUCUAUGUAUGUCUCACAGAGGUCUGACAGAGGAUAGCUGUGGUGUAUCUAUGUAUGUCUCACAGAGGUCAGACAGGGGAUAGCUGUGAUGUAUCUAUGUAUGUACGUCUCAUAGAGGUCUGACAGGGGAUAGCUGUGGUGUAUCUAUGUAUGUACGUCUCAUAGAGGUCUGACAGGGGAUAGCUGUGAUGUAUCUAUGUAUGUACGUCUCAUAGAGGUCUGACAGGGGAUAGCUGUGAUGUAUCUAUGUAUGUACGUCUCAUAGAGGUCUGACAGGGGAUAGCUGUGAUGUAUCUAUGUAUGUCUCACAAAGGUCUGACAGAGGAUAGGUGUGGUGUAUCUAUGUAUGUCUCACAGAGGUCUGACAGAGGAUAGGUGUGGUGUAUCUAUGUAUGUCUCACAGAGGUCUGACAGAGGAUAGCUGUGGUGUAUCUAUGUAUGUACGUCUCAUAGAGGUCUGACAGGGGAUAGCUGUGGUGUAUCUAUGUAUGUCUCACAGAGGUCUGACAGAGGAUAGCUGUGGUGUAUCUAUGUAUGUCUCACAGAGGU
Pecten maximus is the source of this 2795-nucleotide messenger RNA. RefSeq lists its product as uncharacterized. The coding region runs from base 10 to 2073 and encodes 687 amino acids. Gene Ontology annotation, molecular function: protein binding. The transcript has a single exon. Lineage: Eukaryota; Metazoa; Mollusca; Bivalvia; Pectinida; Pectinidae. The record is from RefSeq and is a predicted model, not a curated record.